Acanthisitta chloris (rifleman) is the source of this 1143-nucleotide messenger RNA. RefSeq names its product ribosome production factor 2 homolog (S. cerevisiae) (gene RPF2). The transcript has 10 exons. The record is from RefSeq and is a predicted model, not a curated record. Gene Ontology annotation, molecular function: rRNA binding. Lineage: Eukaryota; Metazoa; Chordata; Aves; Passeriformes; Acanthisittidae. Gene Ontology annotation, cellular component: nucleolus. Gene Ontology annotation, biological process: maturation of LSU-rRNA from tricistronic rRNA transcript (SSU-rRNA, 5.8S rRNA, LSU-rRNA); ribosomal large subunit assembly. Bases 1 to 921 code for a protein of 306 amino acids.
AUGGAUGCUCUGGAGCGCGUGGUAAAGCCUAAAACUAAGAGAGCAAAAAGAUUUCUUGAGAAGAGAGAACCCAAACUUAAAGAAAAUACAAAAAAUGCUAUGCUUAUAAAAGGUGGAAAUGCAAACUUAACAGUGACAGAAGUGCUUAAAGACAUUUAUGCUGUGAAGAAACCUUUUGCUGUACUGUAUAAAAAGAAAAAUAUUACCAGGCCUUUUGAGGAUCAAACAUCAUUGGAGUUUUUUUCCAAGAAAUCAGACUGUUCCCUGUUUCUUUUUGGCUCUCAUAACAAGAAGCGACCCAACAACUUGAUAAUAGGUCGCAUGUUUGACUAUCGUGUCCUGGACAUGAUUGAGCUAGGCAUUGAGAAGUUUGUAUCCCUAAAAGAUGUCAAGAACAGUAAAUGUCCUGAAGGAACAAAACCUAUGUUGAUAUUUGCUGGUGACGUGUUUGAUGUAAAUGAAGAAUACAGAAGACUGAAGAGCCUUCUUAUUGAUUUCUUCAGAGGUCCUACUGUGCCCAGUAUUCGUUUGGCUGGUUUGGAGUAUGUUCUGCACUUCACAGCUGCAGAUGGCAAAAUUUACAUGCGAAGCUAUAAAGUGCUACUGAAGAAGUCUGGCUGUAAAAUACCCAGAAUUGAACUGGAAGAGAUGGGACCUUCACUAGAUCUGGUUAUGAGGAGGACACAUUUAGCCUCAGAUGACCUUUAUAAGCUGUCUUUAAAACAACCAAAAGCCCUGAAGCCUAAGAAGAAAAAGAAUAUCUCCCAUGAUGUGUUUGGUACAACUUAUGGUCGAAUCCACAUGCAGAAACAAGAUCUUAGUAAACUGCAGACACGGAAGAUGAAAGGGUUAAGAAAGAGGCCAGCAGGGAAGUCAGCUGAAGAUGGUGGCGUUAGUCCCAAAAAGUCAAAAUCAGCUUGAUAGUUCUGGAACAGCUUUGGAAACUCCUUGUACCUUCAAGUUUAGUAUGCAUUGUAAUAUAAAUUGUCAGACAUAAGACUGAGCUACUCUUAGAUUUAGUUUCAUAAGAAAGAUAUUUUUAAUGGUUUAUCAUUUUAAAGGGAACUUUGGGGUAUGGAGCUUUAACAUGGAACUUGGUUAUUUAAAAUAAAAAAUGUGAUAUAACUUGCUUAGUUUUCCAAA